GAAUAGAGCUGGAAGGGGGUUUGGAGGUCUUCUAGUCUAGCCCCCUGCUCAAACAGAAGACCCUAUACCUGCCAUUUGAAACCCACAAGUCACAAAGGGGCCAAGGUUGUCCGUCUCUCCUUUUAGCAGAAUGUUUGGAUCAAUAAUUGAUUGGGAGGGGGGCAUCCCGUGAAUUUUGGCUUCUCCCCAAUUUUUAAAAACUUUUUUCCCCUCUUUAACAAGAUGCUGGGAUCAAUUGUAAUGGAUCCGGGAUUCGUCCCAGGGAUGUUUGCUUCUCUCCAGUUUUAAAAACAUUUUCCCUUUAACGAGCUGGUUGGGCAGCAAUAAUAAUUGACCGGGGGUCCGUCCCGUGAAUCUUUGCUCCUCCCCAAUUUGUUAUGUUUAAAAUACUGCAGUUCUUCUUUAAAAAGCCAGCGAAGAUAACCGCAAAAGCAACAAGAAAUCAUCUCGGUUUCCUGCCUGGUCAGAGCCCAAAGGCGGUCACCUAAUUUAGAGGAAAAGAAGCGAAACUUGAGUUUCUCCUGCCUUUCCCGGCAGAGGCGGCGGCGAUGGCGACCGAAGCGCCCCUGCAGGAUUUGCUGGAAGAAGCCACCUGCUCCAUUUGCCUGGACUUUUUCCAGGACCCCGUGCUCAUCCCGGAGUGCGGUCACAACUUCUGCCUAGGCUGCCUGACCCGCAGUUGGGGGGCGUCGGAAUCGGAGGCUUCCUGCCCCCAGUGCAGACAGCCCUUCGCGCCCCGAAGUGUCUUCGCUAACCGGCAGCUGGCGCGGAAGUGGCCAGGCGAUGCGGCGGCCAUCCGGAGGAGGAAGGAGGCAGCUUCUGCCCGAAGCACCAGGAGCCCCUCAAGCUCUUUUGUAAGGACCACGAGACCCUCAUCUGCGUUGUCUGCGACCGAUCCAAAGAGCACAAGGGCCACUCGCUGUUCCCUGCGGAGGAGGCUUUCCAGGAAUACAAGAUCAAGAUUGGGAAUUGCCUGAAGGCUCGGAUGAAGCAGAAAGAAAAAAUAGCUACAUAGAAAAGAGACACAGAGGAAAAAGUGCAGGAGAUGUUGUAAGUAUGGAUCCAACAGUGGGGAGCUUCUGAGCUAAUUGGAAGGAGAAUCCUAUCUGCUAUCUUUAAUAAUAGGCAGCCUCUUUGUAAAUACAAGUUGAAGGAAAUUCAAGAUAAAGGUGUUAGGGCAGAGAACUUGGCCUUAACCUGGGGAUUGAGACCUUUGCCUGAAUGAGUCACAGUUGGGUUAAGUGCACCUGUCCCAUGAGCCGUGUAUAAUGCAAUGGGUUUGGCUUGAUUACUAAAUUAAUGUAAACUGUAUUUCAUCUUAUUGAAAAAAUUGGAACUCAAACAUUUCUCUCUCUCUCUUACUUUGGGAAUCCUGAUUGCCAAGGAAAUUUUGCACUCUGCAGACCGCCCAAAAAUGGCCCGUUGCAAUACAUAGAAAUUGAAGAUGCACAGAAAACAGAAAAAAAUAAAACAUACCAUCUGUUAUCAAGAUAGCAAAUGUAAGUGCUCUGUGCCCUAAAUGUGUCCCCUGGCUCAAGCCAAAAGUAAAAAAGGAUUGUUAAUAGAAUGAUUAAAAAUGAAAUACAUUAUUAAAUAAAUACAUUAUUUGAGAAUAA
Molecule: messenger RNA, 1616 nt
Organism: Thamnophis elegans (Western terrestrial garter snake)
Lineage: Eukaryota; Metazoa; Chordata; Lepidosauria; Squamata; Natricidae
Product: zinc finger protein RFP-like
Exons: 2
Coding region: 549-977 (142 amino acids)
Source: RefSeq, a predicted model, not a curated record